Molecule: messenger RNA, 1342 nt
Organism: Talaromyces stipitatus ATCC 10500
Lineage: Eukaryota; Fungi; Ascomycota; Eurotiomycetes; Eurotiales; Trichocomaceae
Product: ER to Golgi transport protein Yif1
Exons: 3
Coding region: 118-1155 (345 amino acids)
Biological process (GO): endoplasmic reticulum to Golgi vesicle-mediated transport
Cellular component (GO): endoplasmic reticulum membrane; endoplasmic reticulum-Golgi intermediate compartment; COPII-coated ER to Golgi transport vesicle
Source: RefSeq, a predicted model, not a curated record
CUACCUUGUUACACCCAUUUUUCGUAUCCUCUCAGGACCACCACCAGCUACAGAUCUUCGAUGAGUGUAUAAUUCUGAUCUCUUCCAUUCAUUUCAAAUAGUCACUCGCUGGUCAAAAUGCAAAGGUCUCCCUUCGCUCCGCUCCCAGCGCAGUCUCCUCCACUUCACCACCCAGUACCGCAGCAUGUCUCGACAGUGCCCAUGAUGCGCUCACCACCACCCCCAGUUUCUCAAUCCGGAUAUGACAAUCCUUACCAGCCGGCCCCAGCUCAAGGGGCCAGUGGCACUUUUGCGCCAAACUUUGGAGGGUUCAUGACCGAUCCAACGGCUCAAAUGGGAUUCCAAGUUGGCAAGACGGCGAUGAUGGCAGGCCAAGAAUAUAUGGAACAAAAUUUAAACCGUUACGUUUCGAUACCCGCGCUAAAACAUUACUUUAACGUUUCCAACUCAUACGUCCUGAACAAGCUCUCGCUCGUGCUAUUUCCCUGGUACCAUAAGCCCUGGUCACGACAACAGGCUCGAAUGGCUGCUACAGCAGGUCCAGACGGUCAAUUGCAGCCGCAACAUUAUGCUUCUGUCUUCCUUCCCCCGCGCGACGACCUGAACUCGCCUGAUAUGUACAUCCCUACUAUGGCCUUUGUGACGUAUAUUCUAUUGUGUACUGUCAUGGCUGGUCUGCGCGGAAGCUUCCACCCGGAGUUACUGGGCUCUAUUACCACAACUGCUAUGGCAGUCGUAAUAUUCGAGAUCCUUUGCCUGAAAAUCGCUAUGUAUAUACUCGCCAUCAGCAAUGACUCUCAAUUGCUUGACUUGGUGGCCUACUCGGGUUACAAGUUUGUUGGAAUUAUUGUCACCUUGCUGGCAGCUGGGAUUAUCACUCCGGGACGAGGGACUGGUGGUUGGGUUGGCUGGGCUGUUUUCAUUUAUACCUUCCUUGCCAAUGCUUUUUUCCUGCUUCGAUCGUUAAAAUAUGUUCUCCUUCCUGACUCAACCGGCGAUGCACCGAUGCGUUCGGGCACUAUGCAUACUGUGGCACGCGCCCAACGUAACCGCCGGACACAAUUCCUCUUCAUCUACUCUUACGUCGUCCAGUUUAUCUUCAUGUGGGUUCUGUCACGGGAAGGUCCUCCUGCUGCAAAAGCAACUGCAUCUUAAAUCUGGUCCGGCAGACAGAUUCCAUUUAUAAUGGAUUGCUACCAUGUCUGGACAUUUAAAGCGAGCGGUGUUGGAUUUCUAUAUAGGAAUGUAUGACAUAUGGAGUGAUAUCAUUAGCAUGUAGAGCUGUGUAAUUUAAUGUGAUCAUGACGAUGCAUUCAUCUAUCUGGACUACCCUAGAAUUUAC